Archocentrus centrarchus (flier cichlid) is the source of this 2511-nucleotide messenger RNA. Its product is annotated as protocadherin alpha-8-like. Gene Ontology annotation, molecular function: calcium ion binding. Gene Ontology annotation, cellular component: plasma membrane. Gene Ontology annotation, biological process: homophilic cell-cell adhesion. Lineage: Eukaryota; Metazoa; Chordata; Actinopteri; Cichliformes; Cichlidae. The record is from RefSeq and is a predicted model, not a curated record. The transcript has 2 exons. The coding region runs from base 1 to 2511 and encodes 836 amino acids.
AUGACGACUUCUGUUUUCUUGUUGAACGCUCCUCCCAAAGACGGUUCACACAGCGUUGAAACAAAGAGAGUAAAAGGAGUGGUUGGAAUCCAUGCUGUGUUUUUGCUGAAAGACGUAAUGCCUUUCCCGUGUCGCAAGUGCUCUUUGUGGAUAUAUUUAAUGCUGCUAAUACUGGAUUAUUGCUGGAAUGAAGCGUCUGGGCAGCUCUCUUAUUCCGUCUCAGAGGAGGUAAACUCGGGAACAGUUGUUGGAAAUAUCACGAAGGAUUUACACUUAAACAUACAGGAUUUGGAAUCUCGCAUGUUCCAGAUUGUUGCUGGAUCUAAAAGAAAAUAUUUCAAGGUAAAUACGAAGACUGGGGUCCUCUACGUGAAUGACAAAAUAGAUAGAGAGGAGCUCUGCGCGAAAGCUGUGAAAUGUACGGUAACUGUCGAAGCUGUGAUAAACGAACCUUUAAAGCUGUACCGUAUAGAAAUUAAUAUUCUUGAUGUCAAUGACAAUUUCCCAUAUUUCAUUGCAAAAUCACAGAAUAUAGACAUUCCGGAAAACACAUUACCCGGUAUAAAAUUCCCCCUACUGCAGGCCUACGAUGCAGAUGUCGGAAAGAAUGGCAUCAACACAUACAAGCUGUCGUCUAAUGAACAUUUCUCAUUGGCAGUAAGCAAAUCAGGAGAGAGUAUUUCGGCCGAGUUAAUGUUACAGAAAGCCUUGGACAGAGAAAAGGAGCCCCUGAUAAAGCUCAGGUUAACUGCCUUAGAUGAUGGAAGUCCGCCGAAGUCUGGAAUAUCAGAUAUUAUCGUUAAUGUUUUAGACAUUAAUGAUAACACGCCAGUGUUUACAAAGUCGCUAUAUAAAGCGAGUGUGUUUGAAAACGUUCCGAUUGGUACUACUAUCCUGACUUUAAAUGCUACAGAUGCAGAUGAAGGAACCAACAAAGAAAUCAUAUAUACACUAAACACAAAGGAGCAGGACCAUGUAUUGCAGAUUUUUAAAAUCGAUCCGAACACCGGCGCACUCACAGUUGAAGGAAAUGUGGAUUUUGAAGAACACCCCGCAUUUGAGAUUCGUGCACAGGCCAGUGAUAAAGGACAGCCUCCGAUGUCUGCUCAUUGUAAAGUGCUGGUGGAAGUGUUGGACCUAAAUGACAACGCGCCUGAGAUUAUUGUGACUUCCCUACUGAACACGGUGAAGGAGGACGCGAAAGUAGGCACCGCUGUUGCACUUGUUUCGGUAGUAGACAAAGAUGGUGGUGAGAAUGGUGAAGUUUAUUGUACAGUAGAUGAAGAUGCUCCCUUUAAAUUGGAAACAAACUAUAAAAACUAUUACUCAUUAGUAGUGAAAGGCCCUCUAGAUCGAGAGAGCGUCUCUGGAUAUGACGUCACCAUAACGGCAAAUGAUGGAGGUAACCCCUCGCAAUCCAGCGCCAGUAUUAUCCCCAUUCAAGUUUCUGAUGUUAAUGACAACGCCCCUCAGUUCUCCUCACCUAUAUUUAACAUUUAUGUAAAAGAGAAUAGAAACGUGGGGACAGUUCUUAAAACAGUAACCGCCAUUGAUGCAGAUAAGGACGAAAAUGGAAAGGUGAGUUACUGUAUUUUAGAAAGUAGCAAUGACUCAGCCCCCCCGUCUACAGUCUUAAACAUCAACUCGGAGACAGGAGAUAUAGUCAGCCUGCAGUCUUUUAACUAUGAGGAGUUCAAAAAGUUCCAAUUCAAAGUUCAGGCCACAGACUCUGGUUUUCCUCCGCUCAGUAGCAAAGCCACUGUCAACGUUUUUAUCUUGGAUGAGAAUGACAACAGUCCCACAAUUCUUGCACCCUAUUCUGAGCACGGCUCUGUUAACAGUGAGAGCAUCCCCUAUUCUGCUGAAUCGGGAUACUUUGUGGCAAAGAUCAGGGCUGUAGACGCAGACUCUGGAUACAAUGCGCUGCUUUCUUAUCACCUGUCUGAGCCCAAAGGAAACAACCUGUUCAGGAUCGGAACCAGCACCGGCGAGAUCAGGACUAAGAGGAGGAUGAGUGACAAUGACCUGAAAACUCACCCUUUGGUGGUCUUGGUUUCUGAUAAUGGAGAACCCUCCCUGUCAGCUACUGUGUCUAUUGAUGUGGUGGUGGUUGAAAGUUCAGUUGAAAUCCAGACUCAGUUCAGACAUGUGCCUAUAAAGGAGGACAGUUUCUCUGAUUUGAACCUGUAUCUGCUGAUCGCCAUUGUGUCGGUGUCCGUCAUCUUUCUGCUGAGCCUCAUCAGUUUAAUAGCAGUCAGAUGCCACAGGACAGACGGCAGUUUCGGCAGGUACAGCGCCCCAAUGAUCACCAACCACCCUGACGGGAGCUGGUCUUACUCUAAAGCUACUCAGCAGUAUGACGUGUGUUUCAGCUCAGACACACUCAAGAGUGACGUAGUGGUUUUCCCCGCUGCAUUUCCACCUGUAGAUGGUGAGCUGAUCAGUAUUAACGGAGGAGACACUUUUACCAGGACUCAGACUUUACCUAACAAAGAAAGGGUAAGGAUGUGA